AUGCCGCACGCCUCGUUCUUCCCCACGGCCAAGGAGGUCUCGAGCGGCGUGCAGUGGUUCAAGGACCACCCGGUGCUGGCCGCCGCGGCCGCCACCGCCGUCUCCGUCAUCACGUACCUCAACGCGCUCGAGCUGCCCGAGGCCGCGGCGGCCGCCGAUACGCGGAGGAAGCCGCCGCCUCCCGCGCGCCGCAGAGGCUCGCCGUCGCUCUCGCGCAAGGGCUCGGGCGCCGCCAGCGACGGCAAACUGUCGGCCGCCGUGAGCUGGUGCGACGAGCACGGCGGCAGCCUGACGCAGGUGUUCGAGGACGACGCGCCGCCCGUCGCCAGGCGGGGCCGAAGGCUGGAGGACAGCGACAGUGACGACGAGGCGCGGGACGACGUGGCCGAGCGGUUCGAGGACGGCUUCCGGCAGCACCGGGCGCUCACGGACGGACUGCGCAAGAGCGUGACGACGCAGCAGCUGGACGCGGCGGUGGGCGCUGCAGUGUUAAACGACUCCGAGGCGGAGGCGGCGCAGACGGAGAGCCCGCAGUGGGGCUGGUAUGUGCCCAUCACGCCGCCGCAGGACCAGUUCCACCCGGCGGGAGCGGGACGGGAAUCCGCGGUGGUGGUGCCUUGCCGUCAGGAGCAGCUUGUGGACGAUCCUGUGGCGUCGCUCGCGGUGAAAAGCAUGCGACGCACCACGUCGGGGCAGAUCCCGUAG
Molecule: messenger RNA, 705 nt
Organism: Phytophthora sojae
Lineage: Eukaryota; Oomycota; Peronosporomycetes; Peronosporales; Peronosporaceae
Exons: 2
Coding region: 1-705 (234 amino acids)
Source: RefSeq, a predicted model, not a curated record